Penicillium cataractarum is the source of this 3063-nucleotide messenger RNA. RefSeq lists its product as uncharacterized. Gene Ontology annotation, cellular component: cytoplasm; plasma membrane. Bases 1 to 3063 code for a protein of 1020 amino acids. The transcript has 6 exons. NCBI's taxonomy places the organism in Eukaryota, Fungi, Ascomycota, Eurotiomycetes, Eurotiales, Aspergillaceae. The record is from RefSeq and is a predicted model, not a curated record. Gene Ontology annotation, molecular function: myosin II binding; syntaxin binding; GTPase activator activity. Gene Ontology annotation, biological process: regulation of exocytosis; establishment of cell polarity; regulation of protein secretion.
AUGGCUCAUUUACUAAGAGGCAAGCAAGCUGGUAUUCAGAAAGACCUGUCCGAGGGCCUGUCCCCGGACUUGUUCGGUAUCGACGACGUAUGUUUCUUGGCGCUCCAGGCAUCCUCUUUUGCGAUCGUUGAAACACUGACAGAGCAAUUCUUCUCGCAGUUUGCACGAUGCGGAGUGAACUCACAGAUCAGUGCGAUCGCAUACGACCCCGUCCAAUCCCUUCUCGCCGUCGGCACCAGUGAUACUUCGUUUGGAAGUGGGCAGAUCUAUGUCUUUGGGCAACGGCGCGUCUUGGUCGUCUUUGACUUCCCGCGCAAGGCCUCGGCAAAGUAUCUCCAAUUCUGCGCCGACAAGCUCAUCAGUGUGGACUCCAGGAAUGAGAUUUGUAUAUUCUCGCUAGAGACCAAGAGUCUGGUGACGUCCUAUGCGCCGCCGGGUCAACCCACUGCGCUCGCUACUGAUCCAAGCCUGGAAUACGCCUUCAUUGGCUUAUCGAAUGGUGAAACUAUUGCAUACGAUCUUGACCGACAGACCUUGACACCAUUCAAAAUUCCGAACUUGUGGUUGGAACGCAACCCCCGAUCACGGCUAAACCCGGUCAUUUCAUUAGCAUUCUCCACUCGCGACAUCGGCAAGAUCCUUAUCGGAUAUCCAGAGGGCGCUGUCACAUUUUCCUUCAAGCAAAAUAUUGCGCAAAAGUUCUUUAUCUAUGAGGUUCCAGUUGGGGCCCCGGGUGGAGAUACCGAGUUGUCAGCUGCUGGCGUGCGCCGACCUAGACUAACCAGUGCGAUUUGGCAUCCGAACGGUAUCUUUGUUCUGACGGUUCACGAAGAUACAAGUCUUGUUCUUUGGGAUUCCAAGGACGGGCGGAAGCUUCAUGCCAGGACUGUUCAGUCCGCCAAUAUUGAUCAGCCAGGGUCUUCGGGCAGGCCUGGCUCAGCGGGUGGGCCUACUGGGCCCAAGGAGCCCAUCACGAAGGUUGCGUGGUGCGCCAAAGAUAACCCCGAUGAUACUGGUCUUUUAGUGGCCGGCGGAAAACCAGCAGGCGAUCCAAACAAGGGCCUCACUUUCUUGGAUAUGGGCCCAACUCCCAACUAUGCGACAUCAUCCUGGCAGGUCCUGUCAGGGUACUUUGAAAGAACUCGUCGCAAUAUCAACCUUCCUAUUCCGCCGGCUGCCCAUGCCAUUGACUUUUGCCUCGUUCCUCGCACCACGCCCUAUUUCGCCGGUGCUCAUGACCCGAUUGCAAUUAUCGUUGUGCUUUCCUCGGGCGAGUUGGUCACAAUGAGCUUCCCAAGUGGCCACGCCAUUACGCCGACCAACAUGAUACACCCAUACUUGUCUUUUGUCCACCCAUUCGUGAACAAGGUUACACUCACUCCAGUUGAUCGAAGUGCCUGGUUAGGCCUGAAAGAGCGCCGCGCCCAAGGACCUAAAUUUGUACUUGGGGGCGCAGAAGCGAAGAACCCGCUCAAGCGUUUUGAGAACCGGAACAUUCUUUCUACUGCGCAUGCCGAUGGUACCAUCCGUCUCUGGGAUGCUGGUCAUGACGAUGAGAUUGAGAAUGGUGAGGUAGUUCAGGUAGACCUGGCGCGGGCCGUCGGGCGGGUUGGUAAUGUGGAGGUGACUGAGAUGUCCCUUGCUAGCACGACUGGCGAGCUAUCAGUUGGCCUCCGCAGUGGUGAGGUCGUUGUCUUCAGAUGGGGUAACAACACAUCAUACGGCAACGAACAAGCCCCUGGUACCAACCAGGGUCCCGGUACUCUGACUCCAAUUAACACCCGGGCGGAUCCUGGCUUGAAGACGGGUAUGCUUCCGUUGACUCUUUUGAACAUGCAGCAAGGCCCGGUGACGGCUUUGAAGCACAGUCAGGUUGGCUUUGUUGCAGCUGGAUUCGAGGGUGGUAGCUUGGUCAUUAUUGACCUGCGCGGUCCUGCAAUCAUUCACACUGCGCAUCUGUCCGAAUUUAUCAAGGCUUCGAAGCGGAGCAGCUUCCGCAAGACGCGUGGUUCAGAGGAAGUUCCUGCAGAGUGGCCAACUAGCAUCGAGUUUGGCGUGAUGACUCUGGAAGGAGAAGACUACUCGAGCAUUUGCUGCUUUGUUGGUACCAACCGCGGCAACGUAGCUACUUUCAAGAUCCUCCCAGCAUCCAAUGGCACUUAUUCUGCCGCUUUUGCUGGUUUUUCAGCUGUUGAAGACAAGGUCAUCAAUCUUAUUCCCAUUGAUGCGGACUCUGGUGGCCAGGCUCUCGCUACUCCCAACGCUGUCGGCGGUUUGAGAACUGGCGCGAAGACCAACGGUGUCGUUAUUGCAGUCACCCCCUCAAGCUGCCGCAUCUUCAAGCCUCCGACCUCCAAAGGUGCCUACAAAACCUGGGACGACUAUCUUUGUGAUUCAGCCGCUGUUGUCAAGGUUGAAGGCCGCGGCUACAGCUUGGUCGGGCUGUUCGGAGAUGGAAACGCUCGGGCUUUCUCGAUUCCUGCGCUCAGGGAAAUUGGUUGUUCAAGAAUUGACUACAUCGCGGAUCUGCGACGGCUCUCGGAGGCAUAUAUCACACCCAGUGGUAAUGUUAUGACGUGGGUUGGUCCUUCCGAGGUCGGAAUGUUCAAUGUGUGGGGAUCUGGACAUAAACUGAACCCCUCGCAAGAUCGUCUCUACGAUCCCGAAAAGGUGGUUCCUGCGCGUCCUACCAUUACUAACAUCCAGUGGAUCUCUGGCACUCAAUAUGUCUCACCAGCAGACAUGGAUUUGCUCAUCGGCGGCCCCGAUCGCCCACCCUCAAAGCGAAUGAUCGAACAAAUGAGACUCGACGAGCAAGAACGCCGUCAAGCACUCCGAGAAGGUCGUGCACCACCCUCAGAACCCCAAGGUGGUCAAGAGGGCUACCUAGCAUAUAUGUCCCGCCAAGUCCAGGAACGAACCGAGCGUCUCGGGAUUGUCGGCGACUCGAUGGACCGGUUAGAGGAGAAUAGCAGUAACUUUGCGACCGACGUGGGUAAAUACAUCCAGAAUCAGAAGCGGAAAGCUGUCUUUGGCGCCCUUGGGUCCAAGUUUGGGUUCUAG